UCUCCUCUUCUUCUUCUACCUUCUUUCACUUCUACGACCAAAUAAAAAAAGGCGGAAACCAAAAAAGACCAAAAAAAUAGAAAUCUAUAAAAGGGGUGGAGUGCUCAUUUCAUUGGCUUCAUAUUCUGGUGAAUAUGAAUGUUAAUUUAUGCAUGAAUCGAACAACAGGGACAUAGAAUCUCACGGUCUUCUACAUUUCUUUGAUUCGAACGAGCUAUGAGCAUAUUAUAGGUCCUUUAUUUGUUUGGAUAUGAAUUGGUUCUGCUGUGAUGGUUUUAUGGGCGUGAGAAAAGCUCAUUCUAAUUCUGACGAACACUUAAACAUCUUGUCCUCCAUCAAGAAUGUCAAAUCUUUCUCCUACAAUGAGAUCAAAGAAGCGACAAAUAAUUUCAACCAAAGCAACAUGUUAGGUCGAGGUGGCUUUGGUACUGUGUACAAGGGAAGUCUUAAGGAUGGGACACCAUUUGCUGCAAAGGUGCUCUCUACAGAAUCAAAGCAAGGGCUGAAGGAAUUUCUAACCGAGAUUCAGACCAUAGCCAAUGUCAGGCAUGAAAAUCUUGUUAAGCUAAUUGGCUGCUGCAUUCAGGGACGUAAUAGGAUAUUAGUCUAUGAAUAUCUUGAGAAUAAUAGUCUUGAUCAAGCAUUGCAAGGUUUCAAGAUUGGCAAAGUGAAACUAAACUGGGGCGUAAGAUCUUUGAUUUGUGCAGGCACUGCAAGGGGUCUCGCCUAUCUUCAUGAAGAACUUGAGCCCCAUAUCGUGCAUAGAGACAUUAAAGCCAGUAACAUUCUCCUUGACAAAAAUUUCAUUCCAAAAAUUGGAGAUUUUGGGUUGGCCAAGCUUUUUCCUGCUUAUGCUACUCACAUCAGCACGCGCGUUGUUGGAACAACUGGUUAUUUGGCACCAGAGUAUGCUGUGCAUGGACAACUGACUAAAAGGGCUGAUAUUUAUAGCUUUGGUGUUCUUUUACUUGAAGUAAUUAGUGGAAGGAGAAUCUCAAGCUUUCAAUUUUCAUCAACAGAUACAUUUCUCGUGCAAUGGGCAUGGCAAAUUUAUGAGGAAGAUAGAUUGAUAGAUCUUGUCGAUCCGAAUCUCGAUGGAUAUCCAGAGGAAGAAGUGCUAAGAUACAUCAAGGUCGCCCUUUUCUGCACCCAAGCGGCCGCCGCUCGAAGACCUUCUAUGCCCGACGUUGUGGAGAUGCUGUCGAAACCCAUGAAGCUGCAUGACAUGGAACUUACGCCCCCACAUGUCGUCCAAGACUCGAUAAAUCUCAGUAGAGGCUGCGGUUUGUCGAACUCUAGCAAUACAAAGUCGAAUAGUUUAUGCCCUCCGACUAUAUCUGCUUCUAUUAUGUACAGCGAAGUCGUUCCGAGGUAGUUUCGUUUAGUGAACAAAAAAAAAAAAAAAAAAAAAAAAAAAAAAAAAAAAAAAAAAAAAACCAUCUGUAUUUUCUUUGAAGGUGCAUAGAGGCAUGAUAUCAUAGCCUUGUGUUUACUCCUAUGACUCUGGUAAUUGCUUUAUGUUACGCAAGAUCUUACUGAGAAUGUCUCCCUACUUU
Molecule: messenger RNA, 1556 nt
Organism: Ananas comosus (pineapple)
Lineage: Eukaryota; Viridiplantae; Streptophyta; Magnoliopsida; Poales; Bromeliaceae
Product: putative serine/threonine-protein kinase
Exons: 7
Coding region: 251-1375 (374 amino acids)
Biological process (GO): protein phosphorylation
Molecular function (GO): protein kinase activity; ATP binding
Source: RefSeq, a predicted model, not a curated record